AUGAAUUUCGUGAUUCCCAAACGUGAAAUUUUGACCAAAGAGGAUUUAGAAAAAUUUAAAGAGUCUCAAGCAUACUCAGAUUUCUUUUCAUUCAUUGAAAGGUUGAAUGAAUCCGUUAAGGGACAAAAACUUAGUACCGAAUGCGUACUUUCUCCAAUAUUAGUAAAAAUAUUAGAAAUUCUAGAUACAGUAAAUAAUUAUCGUAUAAAACUUCCUCCAGUAAAUAAUGAAAAGAGUCGAUUUGGAAAUCCUGCAUUUCGUGAUUUUUAUGAUCAAGUUGCUAAUAAAGCCGAAGAACUUCAUAAAAAUUUAUCAAUUCCAAAAGAAUCUAUACCAGAAAUUUCACGAUAUUUUAUAGAAAGUUGGGGAAAUCGAACAAGAAUUGAUUAUGGAACUGGACAUGAGGCUAAUUUUAUAGCAUGGUUAUUAUGCCUUGAAAAAUUAGGAAUAAUUGGAUCAAAUGAUUAUAUUUCUUUAGUAUUAAGAAUUUUUAAAAAUUAUUUAGAAGUAAUGAGAAAUCUUCAAUUAAAUUAUUGGCUUGAACCAGCGGGAUCUCAAGGAGUAUGGGGAUUAGAUGAUUACCAUUUUUUACCUUUUCUGUUUGGAUCCGCUCAAUUAAUAGGUCAUAAAUAUAUUCGACCUAAAUCAAUUCAUAAUAAAGAUGUGAUAGAAGAAUAUUCAAAAGAAUAUUUAUAUUUGGCUUGUAUUCAAUUUAUUAAUUCUUUGGAAUUCACCGAUGUUAAAUGA
This is a messenger RNA of Dentiscutata erythropus, 747 nucleotides long. Lineage: Eukaryota; Fungi; Glomeromycota; Glomeromycetes; Diversisporales; Gigasporaceae. The record is from the annotation of a GenBank genome assembly.